This is a messenger RNA of Castor canadensis (American beaver), 808 nucleotides long. The record is from RefSeq and is a predicted model, not a curated record. NCBI's taxonomy places the organism in Eukaryota, Metazoa, Chordata, Mammalia, Rodentia, Castoridae.
UUUUUGAUUAAACUUUACAGACUUUGUUGUAAAUGUUACAUGGCAUGAUAAAGAAAUUAUAUCUAAGUAGAACUAAUGAUUAUAUGCUAAAAACAAACGUAAAAUGUAAGAGUUUAAUCGUCCCAUUGACUAAGAUUGUAUUAUUUUUUCUUGUUUUCACCUUCUUUCUAGAAACAGUGAGUGAAGAGGAAUCUCCAGUACCUUCCUACUCUCAUCUGAACAGUGAAAGCUCCAUUCCAGAAGACUUAGGCAGCCCUGCUGUUCUCUAUAUGCCAUCUGAGUCUGUAGUGCAGGGGCAGCCAGGGACUCCAAGUCACAGUAUACUUACUGAAGAAAUGGUUUUUUCACAGGAAUUAGAAUCUUCUACCUCCCCUAGUAAACAUUCACCUCUCAGAAGCUGCACACCUGUGUCAAAGCAGGACUCCAGCAAAGGAAAUCAUAGGACUGGCGGACAAUAUCGUCUACCUGGCAAGUCUCAUCAACACUGUUCUAGUUGGUCAGAUGAAUCAUUAUCUAUGACACAGUCAGAAACUACAUCUGACCAAAGUGACAUUGAAGGUAGGAUCAGAGCUCUGAAAGAUGAGCUGCGGAAAAGAAAAUCAGUUGUGGACCAAUUGAAGAAGGAACAGAAAAAAAGGCAAAAAGAAAGACUGAAAGCACAAGAAGCCAGUUUGAUCAAACAGUUAGAGGUUAGACAUACAGAAGUUAAUGAAUAUGUGAAGCCCAGAAUGUCUUUUGUUUUGUUUUGUUUAAUGGUGCUCUAGAUUGAAUCCAGGGCCUUGUACAUGCUAGACCAACACUCUACAAU